AUGCUUGAAAAAUGGGUCAUUUUGUUGGUUUCGAUUGUACUCCUACUGGCAAACACCGGAGCCGAGACUCCAGAAGAUCGCUGUUUGGAGCCGGUCGAUCAGGGACCUUGUCAAACUUUUCAGAUGAAAUGGUUCUGGGAUGAGGCGGACGGUCAGUGCAAAGAAUUCCACUAUGGAGGGUGUCUGGGCACGAAAAACCGAUUUACCACAAAACAGGAGUGCCUGAAAAUGUGCCGCUACAAGCUGUUCAACCCGGUGGCCGUGCCCGAUUUAUGCCUACUCGAGGUGGACCACGGCCAUUGUCCCGACGACCGGAAGGGACAGUGGUGGUAUUGGUUCAACUCGGACUCUGGUGAAUGUGAGAAGUUCUUCUACCACGGCUGCGGCGGGAACGACAACAAAUUCUAUUCCCUGCACCUCUGCCAAAAAGUGUGCGCCCAGCGGUUGUCGCCCCAGAUUGCCUGUAAUGACUGUGACCUGCGCACGUCCUACUGUAAAAGCCACGGGAAAUACAACUACACGUGCGAGUGCCGCAUCGGAUACGACAAGAAUAUGCACGGGGAAUGUGUUGACAUCGACGAGUGCCGAGGGUACACGGCCACGUGCGACAAAAAUGCGUGGUGCACGAAUCGAAUUGGGGACUAUCAGUGCGAAUGCAUGGCGGCUUAUCGUGGUGACGGGAAAACGUGUACCUAUGUUGGGCUGGGUCGCUCGACACUGGACUGUGCUGAUUGCUCCACAAAUGCUACGUGUACUUCUGGAGUCUGCCAAUGCAAACAGGGAUUCAGAGGCGAUGGAUUUAAUUGCACAGACGUGAACGAAUGCCUUCGUGCCCCAUAUGUCUGCGACAAAAAUGCGGAAUGCCGGAAUACGGAGGGGAGUUAUGUGUGUGAAUGCCUGGAGGGGUGGGCGGGCAAUGGCUACAAUUGUACGAAGGAGAAAAAUUCGUGCCUGGAUAAAUUCGACCGCUCCUACGAGGACACGUGCGGCGCCGAGAGCUGGCGCCAACACUACUAUUUUGAUCACAAAUCAAAGAGAUGCGCUCUUUUCUGGUAUGACGGGUGCCCCGGGCGGUCGCGGAACAUUUUUUCGACGCUUCGCACUUGUGAGGGCAUGUGUGAGGAAACGUCGGUGCUCACGCGGGCAGAGAUCUGCUGGGACAAAUUCGACAUGAACUACCGGAAUCAGUGUAUGGCAGGCCGGUGGGAGCCGCGGUUCUACUUUGACCACGCCUCGCUUACGUGCCGCCAGUUUUGGUUUGAUGGAUGUCGCUCGGACAGCCGAAAUCUUUUCGAGGACAUGCUGACGUGCCAGUGGCUAUGCGAAGCGCAGCCAAUGUAUAAAUCCAGAUCGUGCCUCGAGGAUUUUGACGCCAGGCAUAAAGACUCGUGUAUGGGCGGACGGUGGCGACAGCAGUGGUACUUUGACCGGGCUAACAAGGAAUGCACGGCAUUUUGGUACGACGGCUGCAAGGGGGAUGGGACGAAUUUGUUCGAGGAUGAGCAGAGCUGCUUGAUGACGUGUGAGAGGCCGGCCAAGGAGGAUGCCUCGAAACCCUGGCACAAGGGCGAGAAGAAGAAGAUGAAGGAGGUCGUCGGGCCGGUUUUUAAACCCAACUCUUCGAACAUUUGCGAGACGGCGAAUCCUUGUGAAAAUGGCGCAAGCUGCCAUUUCUCGCCGAGAAGAAAUGAUUAUAAAUGUCGAUGUUUGAAGGGAUGGACUGGGAAGAAUUGCACACAAUCUGCUGAAUUCGAUCCCUGCUCCUCGAACCCAUGCCAAAAUGGGGCCACCUGCCAAGCCAAAAAAGAAAAAGGGCAGCCGACCACGUACGAGUGCUACUGUGCACGGGACUUCGGUGGCCCGAGCUGUGAUCAGCGCCCCUGCGAGCAGAAUCCAUGCCAAAACAACGGCACGUGCCGGACGACGCGCUCCCAUCAGCUGUAUUUCUGCGAUUGCCCGAACGGGUUCGGCGGUCGGGAUUGUGAUGUUGCAAUCGGCCAGGCGCCCCCGGAGAAAUUCGGGAAAAACGUGGAGCAAGUGUCGUCCGGGAGGGCCGAAUGGGUUAACGAGAUGAAGCUGCGCUUCGCCAACAAGAAAAAGAGUGACGCGGACGAUCCGGAAGGGGCGGCAGCCGCCGCGAAAGAAGCCGCCGCCGCCGACGAGCCGUAUAAAGAUGCCAAGCAAAAGAAGCGAGAGCGUGAGGAGAAGGAGGAAAAGGAGAAGCUCGAGGCGGCCGCCAUUCAAAAAGCCGAAGAGGGAAAGCGGAAGAAGGCCCAGCAAGAGGAGGAGGAAGCUCUGCAGCGAGCCAAGGAAGUUGCCGCGAAGACCGAGAAUUCCAGCCAGUUCUCCGGAUUUAGCUAUAUGCUAAUUUUCGUCUUCUUAUCAGCUAGGUUCCGAUUU
This is a messenger RNA of Mesorhabditis spiculigera, 2400 nucleotides long. The record is from the annotation of a GenBank genome assembly. NCBI's taxonomy places the organism in Eukaryota, Metazoa, Nematoda, Chromadorea, Rhabditida, Rhabditidae.